Suillus fuscotomentosus is the source of this 952-nucleotide messenger RNA. RefSeq names its product kinase-like domain-containing protein. The transcript has 5 exons. The coding region runs from base 423 to 872 and encodes 149 amino acids. Lineage: Eukaryota; Fungi; Basidiomycota; Agaricomycetes; Boletales; Suillaceae. The record is from RefSeq and is a predicted model, not a curated record. Gene Ontology annotation, cellular component: cytoplasm. Gene Ontology annotation, molecular function: protein kinase activity; ATP binding. Gene Ontology annotation, biological process: signal transduction; protein phosphorylation.
CGGUUGGAAUUCUUGGCUCGUCUCGAUUCUCUGUAAGUACCUACAUCCUAGAACUUGCUCUUCCGAACUUGCUCUUGCGCACUGGCAGCAUUCAUCGGACCUUCCUGAACUCUCGUUUUGUGCACUUACUUCAAUGGUUCAACUCGGAAAGCAGGAAAGCAAGCCAUGGUUUACUACCUAUCUCACACCACGUAUCUCUUCCGAGCAAGGCGACGGCGAUAGAAGCGCUAGCUGUGAAAGUCAUGUUCACAUAACAAUGCAACAACUAGAAGAUGGAUGCGUACCACAGUGGGCUACCCGAAGAAGAAGUUCAGUAUCAUUAACAACGCCCGAAUCCAUGGUCUGAAUUACCGGCAGAAUGCAAACUUUGAUAUUCUGAUUCCAGACUACACAGGGUCUCCAUAUCUUUGAAGGAACUGUGCAUGAGAAAAUGCAUGUAUUCUCUUGCAAUUGUCGCAGUCCACUCGCAGUCAGUCAUCCAUGGAGACUUGAGCGGUAAUAUCGACAAGAAUGGAAUAGCAUUAUUGCCCACCAAUCCCACGUGCACCGCGCCAUAUAUGGCGCCAGAAUAUUUGAUAUUCGAUGAUGAAGGCAAUGUGUCACUGGCAUUCAGUCCAAAAAGCGAUGUGUACUCUUUUGGAGGGAUCAUGCUGCAAGUUUUGGAGGGCAAGAUCCCAUACCAUUAUGUUGCCAGAUAUGAAGCCAUAAUUCACUGCAUAUCGCAAGGAAUAAGACCCAGAGGGCCGCCUGCACCUGUUGUAGGUGACGUUGACUGGGAUUUCAUUCAGAGUUGUUGGUCACCGGAUAUGGAGCAUCGACCCUCUGGCGAAGCCAUCCUAGAAUUUGUGGAAGGACGGGCUGUCCUGAAUUAGUCACAGGUUACUAGAACAAAUAAGCAUGUUAUGAUUAGACUGGUGACUUUGAUCCAUAAACAACUCGCGUCAACAUCGAG